UUUUGAAAUAAAUGUUCACAUUUAUACGUACAUUUAAAUAUUUCGGGCAUUAAUAACAAGGGGUAAAAUAUCUACACAUAGAGGAAAUUUCAGUGUCCGCGAAAACUAUUAUUUUCUUUCUCAAAAUGUUCUAAACUUAUUACGAACAGAGCUAAAUAUUUUAUUAAAUGAUCAUUACUUUAUUUCAUAAUAAUAUAGUAAUAAAUUAAUAUAGAAGAAUAACGUUAAUAAAAUUAUAUACAAAUUUUAUAUACACAACCUACCAGUUUUAUUAUCUACAAAGAAUUUAAAAUUAACAAUAAAACACAAACAAAACAAAAAAGGAGAACCGAAUAUAUAAAAAUAAAAAAUAUAUGUAUAUAAUAGAGAAAUCAUGGUAAUGCAAAAAAUAUUGGUAAUAUUAUUUCAUCAACAACUUAUUUUACGUUAUGGUAUCUGGGCAUUAAGAACAACUGAAACGCAAUCAUUGUACUCUACUAAAUUACCAACAACAAUAUUUAUAAAUUAUAAUCAACACCAGCACCCUAAUGAAACAACUAUUAUACAAACAGCAAAUCAUAUAACAUUAAAUAAAAGAGAUGAUAAUAAUAUAACAGAAUUAAAUAAAAAUUUAAAAAAAAUAGAGGAAAAUAUGCAACAAGAAAAUGCAACAGAUUGGAAAUUACAAAAAAAAAUUAUAAAAAAUUCUUCAACAAUAAUUAAAGAACAAAAAACUGUGCCACCAGUUCAUUCUUCUUUAUCAUCAUCAUCAUCAAAACCAAAAAAAACUACUACAAGUACAACAAAACGUUCUACACAAACAACACAUCAUUAUCAUCCACCGUUAGGAAAAAUGAUGAAAAUUAAUUCAAUUGUAACGAAUUGCACUAGAGAUUUAUUUCAGAUUAAUGUUGAUUUAGGUAAAAAAUUUCGUGGUAUAUUCUUUGCUAAAGAUUUUGUACAUGAAUGUCGUAUACAUGGUAAUUAUAGUACAUUUAUUACACUCCAAUUACCAACAUCUGGUUGUGGUGUUAGAUCCGUACCAAAAAAUGAUGGUACAUUAGAAUAUUCUGUUAAAGUAAUGUUACAAAUGGAUGAAAAAUUACGUCAAAGUUCUGAUAUAUUAAAAAUAGUUAAAUGUACAUUACCAACAUCAUUAAUGAGUAUGGAUGUAUCAGGUGAAUCAAUUAUUGAUGACGAUGAUAUGAAAAAAAUUUUUAGAAAUGGCCGAAUGAGAUUAUCAUCAACCGCAAAUCAUCAUCAUUUAAAUAAUCAUAAAUUUUCAUUACAUUCAAAUUCAACUGGUAUUGAUGAAACAACAGAUACAUUAUCAUCAUCAUCUACAUCAUCAUCAUCGAUACCAAGAGUUAGAAUAUGGUUAGAAUUAGGUGCUAAUAAUGCUGAUAAUGUUGAUUCUGGUGCAGUACAAGUUGGUCAACCAACAACAUUAGCUAUUCGUGCUGUAUUACCGGGCACAAUAGGUGUUCGAAUUAUUGAUUGUGCUGCUUUAGAUGGUUUAGGUGAUUCAUCACAACAGCUUUUAGAUCAACGGGGUUGUCCAGUUGAUGAACAGGUAAUGCCUGCACUUCAAGUUCGUAUAACACCGGCUGAAGAAGGAUGGUCUAAACCACAUCAAGAUGAUUUAGUUGAAAAAUUAUUUACUGCAACAUUUCCAGCUUUUAAGUUUCCAGAUCGAGAAAGAUUACAUGUCAGUUGUGGAGUUCAAUUAUGUAAAGGAGCAUGUCCAAGUGUUAAUUGUGAAACAGAUGAAAAUUUGAUAUUAACACAAGAAAAACAACUUGCAAGAAUAGAAGUAUUCAAUUCAUUGGCAGUUACAGCACCACAAAUCGAAUUAGAUCGAUAUAGGCAAUAUGAUCGUAGAUAUAACAUUAGUGCUGAAGAAUAUCCACCAAGAAUAAGAACAUUACAUAGUGAUGGAACAUUAUGCCUAUCCAUAUCAAAUUUAGCAUUGGCAUUCUGUAUAUUAGGUUUAAUAUUUUUAUUAGCUGUAAUUGUAGCUGUAUGUUGUUUAAUUAAAUCACGUUCUCAUACAAAAUCAAAUAAUUCACAUAGAGCAGCUAGUACAAGUGCAUUCUCUACAAGCAGUGAUUCAGCACAAUCAGCAAGAGGAACAACUAGUAAAUUAUUAAUACCGUAUUAUGCUGGAACCUUACCAUAUGGUCGAGUUUACUAAGGAAAAAAUAAAUAUUUUAUUAAGAAUGUUUUAAUUAUUUAAUUUUUUUUAUAUAAAUGAUUUUAACAACGUUAAAUAUAUAUUUAGAAAUCAAAUUGCGGUCAGAAUGUAUAAUUAAACAUUUUUA
Molecule: messenger RNA, 2300 nt
Organism: Condylostylus longicornis
Lineage: Eukaryota; Metazoa; Arthropoda; Insecta; Diptera; Dolichopodidae
Gene: cyr
Exons: 7
Coding region: 374-2173 (599 amino acids)
Source: RefSeq, a predicted model, not a curated record